AAUGCUGGGGAAGAGAAAAAUGUAGACUGCGGAAAGAAGAAGAUGAAGGAAGGGGCCGGCGAUGGAGGGCGGACGGAGUUGAAUCCCUGGCCUGCGUUUAUCAAUGAGCGUUUAGAGAUGUACAAUAAACUCAAAGCUGAACAUGACGCACUCCUUGCAGAAAGGGCUGCAAAUGACAGUAAACCCAUUAAAGUUACUUUACCUGAUGGCAAGCAGGUUGAUGCUGAAUCCUGGAAGACUACUCCUUAUCAAAUUGCUUGUGGAAUUAGUCAGGGCUUAGCUGACAACACUGUCAUUGCUAAAGUGAACAAGAUGGUUUGGGAUCUAGACCGUCCUUUGGAGGAGGAUUGUACCCUGGAGCUGCUUAAGUUUGAAGAUGAAGAGGCUCAAGCAGUGUACUGGCACUCAAGUGCUCACAUAAUGGGUGAAGCUAUGGAGCGAAUCUAUGGUGGCUGUUUGUGCUAUGGACCACCAAUAGAAAAUGGAUUUUAUUAUGACAUGUUCCUUGAGGAAGGAGGUGUAUCAAGUAAUGACUUCUCGGCUUUGGAAACGCUGUGCAAAAAGAUAAUGAAGGAAAAACAAGCCUUUGAAAGACUGGAAGUCAAGAAGGAAACACUACUUGAAAUGUUUAAGUAUAAUAAAUUCAAGUGUCGCAUCCUGAAUGAGAAAGUCAAUACUCCAACUACAACAGUAUACAGGUGUGGCCCCUUGAUAGAUUUAUGCAGAGGGCCUCAUGUCAGACAUACUGGGAAAAUAAAGACCAUAAAAAUCCAUAAG
Antrostomus carolinensis (chuck-will's-widow) is the source of this 777-nucleotide messenger RNA. Its product is annotated as threonine--tRNA ligase, cytoplasmic-like. The record is from RefSeq and is a predicted model, not a curated record. Gene Ontology annotation, cellular component: mitochondrion. The annotation marks the transcript as partial. Gene Ontology annotation, biological process: threonyl-tRNA aminoacylation. Gene Ontology annotation, molecular function: ATP binding; threonine-tRNA ligase activity. The transcript has 7 exons. Lineage: Eukaryota; Metazoa; Chordata; Aves; Caprimulgiformes; Caprimulgidae.